Messenger RNA from Cantharellus anzutake, 1647 nucleotides. RefSeq lists its product as uncharacterized. The coding region runs from base 329 to 1567 and encodes 412 amino acids. Lineage: Eukaryota; Fungi; Basidiomycota; Agaricomycetes; Cantharellales; Hydnaceae. Gene Ontology annotation, molecular function: electron transfer activity; copper ion binding. The record is from RefSeq and is a predicted model, not a curated record. The transcript is spliced from 8 exons.
UGCUAUGUCUUGGAAACCCCAAUCAUUGUUCGAAUCGGAGGGGAGCCUGGGGCGUUUACAGCAAUGCAUCUAGUUACGCGCAUGGCCAUGGCGGCCGUGAAUCAUUGCUACGGUUGUUCCAUCAGCGGUUGUCUCUGUCAUACUGUGCGGCUUUAUAACAUCAGCUUGGUGUUCCUUUCACCUUUUCUCUCCCCACUUCGGUCGAGUUGAUUCUCGUCUCGUUCCUACCCCUCGUUUCUUUCGUUCUUCUUCUUGUCUGCUCUUUGAGAGAGUUUCGCCUCUGCGAGGCAUUUUUUCUAAAUCACCCUUAAAUAUUUCGGCACGCCCAAUGGUUCACUUCCUCCAUUUCGUCCUGAGUGCUGUCCUCUCAAGCCGCGUCAUUUCAGUCCCUAUUCAAGACUCUUCAAUAAACGAGCCUGGCGUGAUCUCACCUAAUGGGACCCCCAUCACACUUUCUGAGCCUUCUCCUACGUUGACUAUGAUGCAUGGCAACAAGGAAAAUAUUCAUCUUCAGGAGAGUACAACCACCACAAUGAAGGACUGGACUUCUACCGUGAAAGAUAAUAAGAUGAAGUCCACGAUGAAGGGGUACAUCAGCACAUCUGCGUACCAAGCCACCAGUACCAUGUAUGGCUCCGGCUACAGUAAUUGGAAUUCGGGUUACAAUAAUUGCGUACAACAAUGCAUGGCCUCAUACGGCGCACCCUCAUCGACGUACACACCUCCUCCCUCUACUACGACGCAAAGCUCUGGCAACGGGAACGGUGGGCGGAAGACUCACACUGUCAUUGUAGCGCCAAAGCAAGGCGUUCUCCGCUUCGUUCCUUUCGCUCUCAAUGUCUCUGUUGGGGACACAGUCCAUUACCAAUGGAAUGCUGGUCCUCACACGGUCACCAAGUCUUCGGAACUUACUCCUUGCAACGCAUCCUUGGAUGCAACCUCCUUCAACUCUGGUCGCCGUAAUGCCAGCGCUACGUUUGAGAUCACCGCCAACGAUACAAACCCAUUGUUCUAUUACUGUGGAGUGCAGCCUCACUGCAUGAAGGGAAUGUUUGGCAUAAUCAACCCUCCAAACGCGGCAGGCCAGUCUAUGAGCGUUGGCCAGAUGAUGCCAUCUAUGGUUGCUAAUAACACCAACCUUGCUACAAUGUUGAUGUACACCAACCACAAGACUAUGGGCACUUCUGCAUAUAACUGGGGGAACAGUUUCGACAUGUCAGGCGUCCCCAAUUGGGCACAUGAGGAUGCACUCACGAACAUCAUGUACACACGUCUUCUCUUCGCCGCAAAUCCUGGGAUGAUGGAGCAGGGGGCAGGAGCCGCAAGUGUGAAUAGGGCCCCUAUCACUAUCCCAGCAGAUGUUAAUCUACUUGCAACCACCGACACCCGGUCCAAUGUCGGGAUGAGAAGAUCACCGCCGGCCCAACUGGUCCGUGCCUCAACAACAUCAUCGGCGUCAUCGAGUACUUCCACCCACACGCGGCAUGGUGGCGCAGGAAGCAAGGUCAUGGUUUCAGGCACAUUGAUCAGUAUUGUUUCAAUCUUUGCCAUGGUGAUUUCAUUAUAGGCUUUGUAUCCAGUCUUCGGUUUGUAGCCCUACUUCGAGCGUUCGCACCAUUGUAGUGAAUGUAAUUUAUUAUGCACCGG